This is a messenger RNA of Gregarina niphandrodes, 909 nucleotides long. RefSeq names its product tetratricopeptide repeat protein. The record is from RefSeq and is a predicted model, not a curated record. Gene Ontology annotation, molecular function: protein binding. NCBI's taxonomy places the organism in Eukaryota, Apicomplexa, Conoidasida, Eugregarinorida, Gregarinidae. The transcript has 4 exons. The coding region runs from base 1 to 909 and encodes 302 amino acids.
AUGACUGCCGAUGCAAUCGCGCCGGCUACCUCGAUAAUAGUUGGAACGGCAGUGGAUAAAACGGCGGAGGCCGCCAAAGAGGAAGCUGACGCAGAACUCGAAGCUGGUGAAGGGGGUGAAGCUAGCGAGAGGGCAAAGUCCAACAAACCGCUUGACAGCUGCGGUCAGAAGACAGAAGAACCUGAGGGUGAGAUCGCAACCAAUUUUGAGCCGACCGGCGAAUCUCGAGAAGGAGCCGAAUCUCGAGAAGCAGGGGAACCCCGAGACGCGGCACUUCUUCGGGACACGCCCUUGGAGACCGCGCCUGACGUUGGGAUGAUAGCUGCGGACGAGGAAAUGCGCGACGGACGUGCCUUGUUUGAAUCUGAGAAGUACGCGGACGCACUGAAGGCGUGGACAAGUCGACUCCGAUCGAUCCAGUACGUGCUCGACAAGCACAAAGAAGGCGAGCCGUACAAGGGCAUCGCGGAGUUCGAGGAAAUGGCUCUCAAAACGUGCAGCAACAUCGCCCUAUGCAACAUCAAAUUGCGCAGAUGGGGAGACGCUGUCACCUUUUGCGAUCGCGUGCUCGAACUGGACCCCCGAAACGAAAAAGCGCUUUAUCGGAAAGCGAAGUCUCUAUUCGAGAUGGCCAAAUUGACGGAAGCGUACAAAGCUUUGGCCACGUUCCGGAGUGCGGAUCCCGCCGUCAUUCAGUUGACUAAGGAGGUGAAUGAGGCGAUACAGAGGACCAGGUUGAUGCAAAAGAAAAUGAUGCAAAAGAUUCUGGAGGAGUCCAGGAUUGAGAAUUCUCCGUACAAGGUUAUCCGUCUGCACCUGGAGACGGCGUAUUUGUGGCUGAAGGCGCUGUUCCUGUGGCUCUUUCAGGACCUGCAUGGCUGGAUGCUUAGACGUAAGGUGGUUAGUUAG